GCGCUCGCGCUGGUUGUGACUUUCGCCUCCAGUAAGGCAGGAGCUUGAGAGCAGUGUUAUUUGAGGCCACGAUGGAUCAAGCCAGGACAGCAAUUUCAAAAAUCUUCAAUGGGGAGCCGCGCUCCUACACUCGCUUUAACCUGACCCAGAACAUGGAGGGUGACAACAGCCAUGUGGAGAUGAAGCUCUCAUCUGACAUGGAUGAUGAAGUGGAGGCUAACGGUGUUGGGGAAAACACAAACCAACAUAAUCAUCCAUAUUACCCCAGCAAACUGAACCAGCGUUCUCCCAAAACCGUCUGCGGAUAUGUCAUUGGCAUUCUGUUCCUUUUCGUUAUUGGAUACCUCAUUGGUUACCUGUCUAAUAGAAGCACAGACAAAACAGAAAUCAAGUCAGAUUGUCCGGUCUUUAAUGAGAUUGCCCCAGUGAAAGCAGAAGCAGUUUAUUCGUUGGACUGGAGUGAUCUCAGGGCAUUGCUGAAAAAGAAAUUGACAACCGACAACAUUAACAGCAACCUCAA
Molecule: messenger RNA, 520 nt
Organism: Sinocyclocheilus grahami
Lineage: Eukaryota; Metazoa; Chordata; Actinopteri; Cypriniformes; Cyprinidae
Product: transferrin receptor protein 1-like
Exons: 4
Source: RefSeq, a predicted model, not a curated record